Molecule: messenger RNA, 6012 nt
Organism: Tachyglossus aculeatus (Australian echidna)
Lineage: Eukaryota; Metazoa; Chordata; Mammalia; Monotremata; Tachyglossidae
Gene: VAV2
Product: vav guanine nucleotide exchange factor 2
Exons: 31
Coding region: 373-3051 (892 amino acids)
Biological process (GO): cell migration; intracellular signal transduction; regulation of GTPase activity
Cellular component (GO): cytoplasm
Molecular function (GO): protein binding; guanyl-nucleotide exchange factor activity
Source: RefSeq, a predicted model, not a curated record
UCUCUGUCCUCCCCAUCCCCCCCCGGCGGGGAGGGUCAUGCGGACCCCGUGGGGGGAGCAACCUGGGAGGCCCGCGCGGAGGCGGCAGGAGUGAGGCGGAGGGGAAGGAGUGACUGGCAGCCAGCUCCCGAGAUGUCCGGGGAGGGGCGGCCAAGGGGCUGCGAGACCUGACCCACGGACCCCCGCGCCCGAGAGCCUCCCGGUGCCAGGGGGGCACCGCGCCCAGGGGGGGCACCGCCUGGCCUCCGCAGCAUGCCCGGCACCGCUGCCCCGUGACUCCGGCUCCUCGUGCUCCUCCUGCUGCUCCUCCUCCUCCGCGCAGCCCUCCGGGCCGGCCGCCCCCCGUGCCCCCCGUGCCCCCCGGGUGGCACCAUGGAGCAGUGGCGGCAGUGCGGCCGCUGGCUCAUCGACUGCAAGGUGCUGCCCGCCAACCACAGGGUGGUAUGGCCCGCCGCCGGCGUCUUCGACCUGGCCCAGGCCCUCCGCGACGGAGUCCUCCUCUGCCAGCUGCUCCACAAUCUCUCCCCGGGCUCCAUCGACCUCAAGGACAUCAAUUUCAGGCCGCAGAUGUCCCAGUUUCUCUGCUUGAAGAAUAUUCGGACCUUCCUGAAAGUCUGCCACGAUAAAUUUGGGUUAAGGAACAGUGAGCUGUUUGAUCCUUUUGACCUGUUUGAUGUACGAGAUUUUGGAAAGGUGAUUUCUACAGUGGCCAGGCUUUCCCUACACAGUAUUGCUCAGAACAAAGGAAUCAGGCCCUUCCCUUCAGAAGAGACAGCAGAGAAUGACGAUGACGUGUACCGGAGCUUGGAGGAGUUGGCUGACGAACAUGAUCUGGGAGAGGAUAUUUAUGAUUGUGUCCCCUGUGAAGAUGAAGGUGAUGACAUCUAUGAAGAUAUUAUUAAAGUGGAAGUUCAGCAGCCCAUGAUUAGAUAUAUGCAGAAAAUGGGAAUGACAGAGGAUGACAAGAGAAAUUGCUGCUUGCUAGAGAUUCAGGAAACUGAGGCCAAAUACUACAAAACACUUGAAGACAUUGAAAAGAACUACAUGAAUCCUUUGAAGCUGGUACUGAGCCCUCUCGACAUGGCAGCUAUUUUUAUCAAUUUGGAGGACCUAAUUAAAGUGCACAACAGUUUUCUACGGGCCAUCGACGUCUCGAUGAUGGCUGGAGGAAGCAGCCUGGCAAAAGUUUUUCUGGAAUUCAAAGAGAGGCUGUUGAUUUAUGGAGAGUACUGCAGCCACAUGGAAAUCGCCCAGAAUACGCUGAACCACCUCAUUGCCAAUCGGGAGGAUUUUAGGCAGAAAGUGGAGGAGUGCACCCUGAAGGUCCAGGAGGGAAAGUUCAAACUUCAAGACUUGCUCGUGGUGCCCAUGCAGCGAGUGCUCAAAUACCAUCUUCUCUUAAAGGAACUCCUCAGUCAUUCCACUGAUCGUCCUGAAAGACUGCAGCUCAAGGAGGCCUUGGAAGCCAUGCAGGAUUUGGCCAUGUAUAUCAAUGAAGUUAAACGGGACAAAGAGACAUUAAAGAAAAUCAGUGAAUUUCAGAGUUCUAUAGAAAACUUGCAGGUAAAACUGGAAGAGUUUGGCAGGCCGAAGAUUGAUGGGGAAUUAAAAGUGCGGUCGAUAGUAAACCACACCAAACAAGACAGGUAUCUAUUUUUGUUUGAUAAAGUGGUGAUUGUCUGCAAGAGGAAAGGCUACAAUUAUGAGCUGAAGGAGAUCAUCGAGCUGCUGUUUCAUAAGAUGACAGAUGACCCUAUGAACAAUAAAGACAUUAAGAAGUCUCAUGGAAAAAUGUGGUCCUACGGAUUCUACUUAAUUCAUCUCCAGGGAAAGCAGGGCUUCCAGUUUUUCUGCAAGACCGAAGACAUGAAAAGGAAAUGGAUGGAGCAGUUUGAAAUGGCAAUGUCCAACAUCAAACCUGAGAAAGCCAAUGCAAAUCACCACAACUUCCAGAUGUAUACGUUCGAUAAAACAACCAACUGCAAAGCCUGCAAGAUGUUUUUAAGAGGGACCUUCUAUCAAGGCUAUCUUUGCACAAAAUGUGGAGUUGGAGCCCAUAAAGAAUGUUUAGAAGUUAUUCCACCCUGCAAGAUCAGGUCUCUGGGAUACAUAUGUCCACAAAAACAUAUCUGCCACUGUUCUCCUGUGGACCAGGAUGCAUUAAGUAUAGGACCCGGUCCCAAAAUGGUGGCCAUCCAGAACUAUCACGGCAACCCAGCUCCUCCAGGGAAGUCGGUGCUCACGUUUCAGACGGGAGAUGUCAUCGAGCUGCUGAAGGGAGACCCGGACUCCCAGUGGUGGGAAGGACGGCUCAUACACACCAAGAAGUCUGGGUAUUUUCCUAGUUCAUCUGUGAAGCCCUGCCCUGUGGACGGAAGGCCCCCCAGCAGCAGGCCCCCAUCAAGGGAGAUAGACUACACCGCGUACCCUUGGUUUGCAGGCAACAUGGAGCGACAGCAGACUGACAACUUGUUGAAAUCCCACGUGAGCGGGACUUACCUGAUCCGAGAGAGACCCGCAGAAGCAGAGCGCUUUGCAAUAAGUAUUAAGUUUAAUGAUGAGGUGAAGCACAUUAAGGUGGUCGAAAAAGACAACUGGAUUCAUAUCACAGAAGCCAAAAAGUUUGAAAGCCUCCUGGAAUUGGUGGAAUACUACCAGUGCCAUUCGCUCAAGGAGAGUUUCAAGCAGCUGGACACCACACUGAAGUAUCCCUAUAAAUCCCGGGAACGGUCAGCUUCUCGGGCAUCCACCCGGUCUCCAGCCUCCUGCGCUUCCUACAACUUUUCUUUUCUCAGUCCUCAGGGUCUCAACUUUUCCUCUCAGGGUCCCUCCACUCCUUUCUGGUCAGUUUUCACGCCCCGGAUCAUCGGAACAGCAGUGGCCAGGUACAACUUUGCAGCCCGGGACAUGAGGGAGCUCUCCCUCAGGGAGGGAGACGUGGUGAAAAUCUACAGCCGCAUCGGCGGGGACCAGGGCUGGUGGAAAGGAGAAACCAAUGGCAGGAUUGGCUGGUUUCCGUCGACGUAUGUGGAGGAAGAGGGAGUGCAGUGAUGGAGGCGGAAUCUCUGCCAAGCCCAAUCAGACCCUAGGAAGAGUCACGCCAACAUGGUGUUGUCCUCCUGCACUUGGGACCGGGAGGGGAAUGCAAUCCAAUCUUCCAGUAUUAAACCCCAGGAGAGGGACGAAACACAAAACGACCACGCCAAACCACGAGUCGCUUUGCCAUCAGCCGAUCAUUGACGACCUGUGGUUGGGGAUGCUACUUGUAAAUAAGAAUUAGAGAAUAUAUAUCAGAUUAUGUUGCUAUGAACAACCACAGAGCAAAAUCUUCUGGAAAGGUAAAUGGAUCCCAACAUUUCUGAGCCAAGGAACUAAAGUAUUGUGACGGCCUGAAGCUUAAGCUUCCAGCCCAGCUUCCCGAAAGGAUUGUCUGGAGCUGCCACUAAGCAUUAUGGGCCGAUAGGGGUGCAGGUCUCCCUCUUCAUUCCCUCAAGGCCAUCUUCGGUGAUGGGCAAGAGUCUUCCUCCAUAUUGGCCGGCCUCCACCCCUCCCCUUCCUCGUUGUCUGCAUUUUCAUCCACUCUGGUCUUUCCCGGCUGCUCAACAGCAGGCUGGCUGCAACCCUGGGGACCACAGACCUUCAGUCAGAUCCAGGGGCAGCAGUAGCAGGAAGAGCGAGAGGAGGCCCCCCAAGGCCCCAUUCUGCUGCCUUUUCUGGAACGAAGGAGCCACCCUAGGGCUGAAUUGAAGGCUGUCAGGAAGAGGCCUGUCUCCCCAAAAGAUGGGACAGCAUGUUGAGAAGCUUCCCAAAUCGUUCUACGUGCAAUGUGGGCUGUUGGUGUCACAUUCGCAGCCUGGGAUAGGGGCGGAGAGGUGGGGAAGGGAACAGCUUGCCUCCCCUGGACCCAUCCAAGAAGUGUCCAUCCCAGCAAGGGGAAAUGUGCCUUUUCCGGUGGGAUUCUCGGUACGAGCCUGUAUCCACAUUGCAUGUGUCACUGAAUUCUCCUGCUUAACUGCACUGCAAACCACAUUAGUCUGACUCCCAGAGGCCCCUAAGUGAAAAAAUGGGAAGUGUUUCUUAUGGAAGGGUGACUACUGCUCCCACCCCUUGCUCUGGAGGGAGACCAACUCCAUUCCAGAAGCCAGAAGGAGUCUGCCUUAUGCUUCCAUCAAUUCAUCCCGCCCAUCUACAUUUUACUAGAAGAAGCAGAAGAACCCUAAGCAGCCUCUGGAGCUUUCCUUAUUCAUUCAGCCGUAUUUAUUGAGCGCUUACUGUGUGCAGAGCACUGCAUGCCUGUCCCGUCUGCCUCUGUUCCUAUAUUUGUAAUGUUCUUCCAGCCUCCUCUUUAAUUCCAGGCAAGGCCUGGUGGGAGCAGUUGGAGGUGCUGGGACCUUUGGAGACAGUUUGUAAAUCAGUGGUUUCCGGAGCUGCCUCUUUUCAUUCCACCUUCCAUCCCUUCUCCUCUUUGGCAUGGUCCCUGCUCUCCCCAACCCACCCCCCUAACAGCCCCUUCAGCAGCCUGGUCUGUCUGCUGGACUCCAGAACAUUCAGAUGGAGGAGCAUCUGGCAGUCCACUAAGGUGUUCUCUGAGGGCUACUGAUGGGAAGUGCAGAUUCAUUUAUUCAUUCAUCCAUUCGUUCAUUCAGUCACAUUUAUUGAGUGCUUACUGUGUGCUAAGCACUGUUCUAAGCGCUUGGAAGAGUACAAUAUAAAAAUAAACAGAUACAUUCCCUGCCCACAUCGAGCGUACAGUCUCCCUGGAGCAGGGAGCUCAAGCCAACCCUGGAGUCCUGUUUGCUGGAAUCCCAGCUCACCAGCCCUGACCCUGCUUCUUGUCCUCACCUCUGAGUGAGCGGGCUCCAAGCAGCAUGCAGAGCACGGGGAGGGGAAUGCACCACCCUCUCUGUUCACCUGCAGCUUUGGCACAAUCGCAAGUCCCCCGGCUUCAAUCACCACCAACUGGAAAGACAAAAAACCCUGGGCUGGCCUGAAGGAAAAGCAAAUGGCUGCACAGAUGUAUCCCGUGACUCAGAGGGAGAGAGUUCUAAACACAGGGUAUAUAACUGCACAGAGAAGAAGAAAUCAGUAGAGAGCACCAGAGGAGAAGGGACAAGAGUUUAGUCCUCGUGUUCUGUGUCAUGGUGGACCGGUGGCUUUGAUGGGCAACCCUUCUGGAGCUCAGUUAGCACCUGAUGAUCCCUAACAUAAGGCUGUGGAGAGAGGGUAGGAGUCAUGGAUUUCAUUUUGCUCAUUUGCCCAACUGAAAUUUAAUUAGAAAGCAUGAAGUUAAGUAAAAAUAAAGUGUUGGCAUCUCAGCCCUUCAAGAAAAUCUCACUCCAUUUCCCAGAUUCUUAAAACCAAGAAAGGUGUUCCUACUCUUUGUCCCUCCCUACCCCCUUUCUUACUCCCCUCUCUGCCGAACCUUCUGGGCAUCCCUUUUGAUGUCACACACCUGUCAGAGAUCAAAAACUCUGAGUCCAUGUUACCCAAAUUCCUGACACCCCUCAGUCAUUCCUGGGAAAAGUGAUCCCUUUUUUGUGUUUACUGUUGUAAGAAAAUUGUUUUUUAAAAAAGAAGAAAGUUUGUAAUUAUUCAUCAAAAUGCCAUGAUAUAUAUCUGUGAAUAAGGGAAAAUGUUUUUAUGACGAUGUCAAGAAAAUUGUAUAUAUUUUAGUUCAUUGGGGAACCAAUCAAAAAUUAUUACUGAAGAUGUUCAGAAAUGGAAAAUAAUAUGUAAAUUCCUUGAUUUUGUUUGCACUGUACUAACCAGGGUGGGAGAGAAGGGAUAGAAAUUUGGUUGUGGAAUAGGUUUUAGCUGAAAAUUUGGAAAUCUCCGGGGGUAGCUUGUAAUGCUGGGAUAGAAAUUUAGCUGCUACUUAGGAUCCCUUUGCAUGUGAUUUACAGGUUUUUCGGUUACAGUACAUCAAGUUACAGCCCCACAACAGAACAAAUGUAAUUUUGCUGAUAGAUUUUUCAAACCAUGGUUUUUACUGCAAAUAAACAUUCAUUCUUU